Messenger RNA from Triticum turgidum subsp. durum (durum wheat), 966 nucleotides. NCBI's taxonomy places the organism in Eukaryota, Viridiplantae, Streptophyta, Magnoliopsida, Poales, Poaceae. The record is from the annotation of a GenBank genome assembly.
AUGGGCAAGGCCUCCAAAGACAAGCGGGACAUCUACUACCGGAAGGCCAAGGAGGAGGGAUGGAGGGCUCGCAGCGCCUUCAAGCUCAUGCAGAUCGACCAGGAGUUCAACAUCUUCCACGGAGUGAAGCGUGCCGUUGACCUGUGCGCUGCUCCUGGGAGCUGGAGCCAGGUUUUGAGCCGCAAUUUGUAUCUACCGGCAAAGCUAUCGUCUGACGGCAAAGAUGGUGGCCUUCCUCUCAUCGUCGCAAUCGAUCUGCAACCGAUGGCUCCGAUAGAAGGUGUCAUACAAGUGCAGGGCGACAUCACCAAUGCUCGAACAGCGGAAGUGGUUAUCAGGCAUUUUGAUGGAUGCAAAGCGGACUUGGUUGUCUGUGAUGGUGCCCCUGAUGUUACUGGACUUCAUGAUAUGGACGAGUUUGUUCAGUCCCAGCUUAUAUUGGCGGCACUGACAAUUGUGACUCAUGUACUCAAAGUUGGUGGAAAAUUUGUUGCGAAGAUUUUCCGGGGUAAAGAUACAAGUCUCCUGUAUUGCCAGUUAAAGCUGUUCUUCUCACAAGUUACAUUUGCAAAGCCAAAAAGCAGCCGCAACUCAAGUAUCGAGGCAUUUGCAGUUUGCGAGAACUACUCACCUCCAGAGGGCUUCAAAGAGAAAGAUUUAUAUCACCUGCUGGAGAAAGUGGGAACUCCUUCUGGGGCUGAUGAUCUAGAUUGCAGAAGCGGAUGGUUGGAGGGACCAAACAAGGUCUACAUCCCGUUUCUGGCUUGCGGUGACCUCAGCGGUUACGAUUCAGACCGCUCAUACCCCCUUCCAAGCACAGAAGGCGGCACCUACCAGAGCCUAGAUCCAGUCCAGCCUCCCAUCGCCCCGCCAUACAAAACUGCAUUGGAGAUGAAGAAGGCGUCUAGCCACGGCGCUGGCACAGAUACCAGCAAAUUAUCUCUUGACCCCCAAACAACAUUAUAG